This is a messenger RNA of Dalotia coriaria, 608 nucleotides long. RefSeq names its product snake venom serine protease NaSP-like. Gene Ontology annotation, molecular function: serine-type endopeptidase activity. The transcript is spliced from 4 exons. Gene Ontology annotation, biological process: proteolysis. Lineage: Eukaryota; Metazoa; Arthropoda; Insecta; Coleoptera; Staphylinidae. The record is from RefSeq and is a predicted model, not a curated record. The coding region runs from base 272 to 553 and encodes 93 amino acids.
AUAUGAAUUUUAUAUUCAAUAUGGCGUUGUGGAUCUACAGGAGACUAGAAACAGGAUCAAAGUAUCAGACAGAGUGUACCAUGCUGGAUUUAGUAAAUCCCAUGGUUUCUUUGACAUUGCUAUAUUAACAUUGGAAGAAUCUAUUGAAUUUGAUGACAAUGCUCAACCAACGCAAUUACCUGAACCAUGGGCCCUCACCCCUGAAAAUGCAUCGUCUGUUUUGGCAGGUUGGGGUUUUCAACAAACAGGUGGAAAUGUUAGUCGUCAUUUGAUGAAAGUUGAUUUAACUGUAUUCGAAGAUGAUGUCUGUGAAGCUACUUACAAUGAUACUAUGAAAACAAACAGUGAAAUUCAGUUGUGUUCUGGUGUAGUCGGAGGUGGCCGGGGACAGUGCAGUGGAGAUUCUGGGGGUCCACUAUAUGCUGAUGGUGUCCAAGUUGGCGUCGUGUCUUGGUCAUUGAAACCGUGCGCCCAAGAAGGUUUGCCUGGAGUAUUCACCAAGGUAUCGAUGUAUCUUAGAUGGAUCAACAAGCAAAUCCAAAACUCUAAUUAAUAAGAGAAACAGGAUGUUACUUGUUUUUUGUAGAUGGAGUAGGUGUACAAAAUAA